Myxocyprinus asiaticus (Chinese sucker) is the source of this 2011-nucleotide messenger RNA. RefSeq names its product myosin regulatory light chain 2, skeletal muscle-like. Gene Ontology annotation, molecular function: calcium ion binding. The transcript is spliced from 6 exons. Gene Ontology annotation, cellular component: cytoplasm. Gene Ontology annotation, biological process: skeletal muscle tissue development. The coding region runs from base 1 to 516 and encodes 171 amino acids. NCBI's taxonomy places the organism in Eukaryota, Metazoa, Chordata, Actinopteri, Cypriniformes, Catostomidae. The record is from RefSeq and is a predicted model, not a curated record.
AUGGUAAGUGCACCCAAGAAAGCCAAGAGGAGGCAGCAGGCGGAGGGCGGCAGCUCCAACUUGUUCUCCAUGUUUGAGCAGAGCCAAAUCCAGGAGUACAAGGAGGCUUUCACAAUCAUUGACCAGAACAGGGAUGGUAUCAUCAGCAAGGACGAUCUGAGAGACGUGCUGGCCACCAUGGGUCAGCUGAAUGUGAAGAAUGAGGAGCUGGAAGCCAUGGUCAAAGAGGCCAGCGGCCCCAUCAACUUCACCGUCUUCCUCACCAUGUUUGGAGAAAAGCUGAAGGGUGCUGAUCCUGAGGACGUCAUCGUAAGUGCUUUCAAAGUCCUGGAUCCUGAGUGUACCGGCACCAUCAAGAAGGAAUUCCUUCAGGAGCUCCUGAGCACCCAGUGCGACAGGUUUACCGCCGACGAGAUGACCAACCUCUGGGCUGCCUUCCCUCCAGAUGUGGCUGGCAACAUAGACUACAAGAACAUCUGCUAUGUCAUCACACACGGAGAGGAGAAAGAGGAAUAAAAUGACUCUGUCAACCGUCAUCCAUCACUCUCUACCUCAUUACCAUGUCAACUUCUGCCAUUACCGUCACUCCACGGCACACCCACAUUCUCUGUCUUCCCAUUGUCCAUCUGUUCUCUUCUCAAAGAAAGACUUAAAUGUUAAACUGGAGGACUGUUGGUGUUUGGGUAGUCUGAAUGUGAGUCGCAUGGAGCACAUGGGAUUAUUUUCAAUAAUCUAAAAUAAUCGAAUCACAGUCAGUCAGUUCUGUCCGCCAGUAUUUCCAGUAAUAAAUUUAAAAUAAGUAUGGGAGAUAUUAAAAGAGAAGUUACACCUCUAUAAUAGAGCAUCACUUUUUCUCUUCAUACCUCCCACUCAUUUUCUUGGAGAGAAAAAUUUAAGGAAGGAGGAAAGAUAUUGAGAAUAGGGAGAAGACACAGAGGAAGACAAGUGGAGGAUGAGAAAAAGAAACAAAAUAAAAUGUCUUUUUUUUUUACUUUUCCUGGCUUAUUCCUCUUCCAUUCCGAGGUCCUCAUUUCGUUCAGUUUUCUUCCUUGCUUUUGAUUCAUGUCUUUGUCCCAAACCACCUGUAACUCCAAAGUCAAAUAAAAAUCUUUUGUACUCCUUGUGUCUGUACUUGUCAAUAGGUAAUAAGUAAGGAGGUCUAUAAUACCUGGAAAGAUCUGUUAGCAUUCACAUUCAUCUCAAUGGCAUUUGUUUGGCUGGCACUAGGUAAGUUGGGACACCACUCAGAGUAGCACCAUUCUUUUGACAUCAGCGUGAUGAGGAAAGUGACAACACAAGUGAGUCAAGACAUUAGAGUAAUGAAUGUAAACACAUUGACAUAAUGCAUCCUUUUAAUCUCACUAUAAUAAUCCAUUUUUGCUGCAUUGUGACAUAAAUCAUGAAUGAACAUGGUACAAUGACGUAACAUUGGGCAUUUUAUGUUUUUUAAUUAAAGUAUAAAUAAGUGUAUUUAUUAAGCAUUUAUAACAUGUGAGUUACAGUGCUCACUAUUUGGCAAUUAUUGCAAGAAAAUUGUCCUUUUUAUUAAAGUUAUAUAAUCAAUGAUUUAUAAUGCAUUUGUAAGUGACUCAUAAGUCCUUAAAGAACCUUUGUGUGUGUGUGUGUGUGUGUGUGUGUGUGUGUGUGUGUGUGUGUGUGUGCGUGUGUGUGUGAGUGUGUGUGGGCAGGUUUAGGUGGUUUACGAGGACUUUUUUUAGGUUACAAACUGGUAAUUACAAGGGUAUGAUGCUAUAAAUGUGGUUUAUGAGGAAAUUUCUAGAGUCCCCAUAAUUCAAAUCAUUUUUUGAACAUACUAAACUAUGUUUUUUUUUUUUUUUUUUUUUUUUUUUGAAUAUGUAAAAAUGCAGAAAGUUUUUUUGUGAGGGUUAGGUUUAGGGGAUAUAAUCUAUAGUUCAUACAGUAUAAAAAUCAUUAUGUCUAUGGAGAGUCCUCAUAAUGAUAGCUGCACCAACAUGUGUGUUUGUGAGUGUGUGUGUGUGUGUGUGUGUGU